AUACGUAUUUACAUCUUGUAUUUGAAAUACUUUUUUUAUUUUUUAUUUUGUAUCUGAUAUUUAGAUACAUUUUACUGAUAUCUUAGUAUUUUGAAGAUACUUUGUUCUCCAAGAUACUUUUACUGAAGUAAACUUCGCAGUUUUUCUAACCGAACGCAACUGAACGUAGCGCGUCGUUUAAAAAUUUGGUCAAUAUUGUCGGAAUUCGGGAAUCAAAUAACAGAUGGCGACACUAUCUUUCUACAAAUGUCAUCAGCUAAGAUGUCUGUCACUCCUGUCGGCUGUCACUCAUUCCGUAAUUUUUUCGUGUGCACAUGUUGUAGGUAUGGUGUUUUAAAUUAAAUAAUAAAUAACAAUAUCGCCUUUGUGGGAUUCGGGAUCGCGAACAUGGAAACGGAUAAAGAGAACAAGUUGAGUAUACCACUCAUUUUAAAGUACUGCUUCAAAGAUAUUAAACAAGUGGAUGGAAGUGAUGUGAAUGUAUCUGCAGUGUGCAAUGUAUGUUCAAAAACGAUAAAGGGUAGUGUUACUUCUACUACAAAUUUCCUGAAGCAUUUAAAGAUUAAAGGCCACUCAGAUCUAUUGCAAGAUUAUGAAAAUGUUAAAAACACAACUCUUAAAAAAAGAAAACUUACUGAGAUUAGUAACAGUGGUGCAAGUGGUUCAGAAUCAACAUGUAAAAAAUUGAAGCAGUCUCUUCUUACAGAUGUAAGCGGUUCAAGAUCUGUUAAUUUGGACAAGUUGAUUGUACAAUUUAUUGUUGACACCAUGUCACCAGUAUCAAUAGUGGAGAAUAAGUAUUUUAAAGCUUUAAUUGAAGGUUCACAGCAACUAACUAAGCCUCCAAAGGUUAUGUGUCGUAAUACAGCUAAGAAUAAAAUUAGUAAUGAGUACAAUGAAUUUAAGAAAAACCUUAAGCUAGAGUUGGACAACGUCGAAUUUGUGUGCAGUACAGCUGAUAUUUGGUCUUCAUCUAAAAGAAGUUACUUGGGGGUUACAGUCCAUUGGAUUGAAAGUGAGAUGUUUGAAAGGAAAAGUGCUGCAAUUGCUUGCAGAAGAUUCAAGGGGGCUCACACAUAUGAUAAAGUUGCUGAAAUGAUAGCUGAUAUACAUUCAGACUAUAAUCUGAAACUAUCAAAAAUUGUUAAAACGGUUACAGAUAACGGCUCAAACAUGGUUAAGGCUUUUGAGGUAUUUGGAAAGUCUGAUUCAGAGGUAGUUCUAAAUGAACAUGUUUCACAUGCAUUUGGAGAUCUUGAAAAAACAUCACUUGAUGAAGGUAGUGAAGAUGAUGAUUCACUUCUAGUACUACAAGCUUUUCCAGAUGCUUCAUCAGACUUAGAAGGUGAUUGCCUUCUGCCCGGACAUGAAAGAUGUGCUACACACACUUUACACCUGAUUGCUAGUACUGAUUUCAAACAAGCAAGAACCAAAAAUACAUUUUAUAAGAAACUACAUGACACAGCCUUAUCAAAGUGCCAAGCACUGUGGAACUUGUGUGCUAGAUCCCCAAAGGCAUGCGAGAUAUAUUUAGAAAUAACAGGGAAGUCACCAACUUCUCCAUGUGCAACUCGAUGGAACUCCUACUAUAAUUCUAUACAAGAUCUUUUAGCUGUACAGAACCGUUUGAGUGAAGCCUUGAAAAUGUUAAAGUUACCACAGCUGAAAGAAAAUGAAAUUCACUUUUUAAGUGAAUAUGUGGAUUGUUCAAAGCCAAUAGCAGAAGCUAUACAAAGCCUGCAAGGGGAAAAAGAUACUUAUUAUGGCUGUCUGUUACCGGAAUUAUACAGAAUCCAACAUGUUAUCAAAAGCCUCAGAACGGAAAAUCUGAAAUACUGCAGCCCUCUGCUUGAUGUAUUGGAAGAAAACCUAGAGAGACGGUUUAAACGGUUUUUGCAGUUGGAACCAGCAGCAAACGAUGCUAUAUUAGCCUCAGUGUCCCAUCCCAUGUUUAAAUUAAAAUGGGUACCAAAAGCGCGAAAGGAAUAUGUAAAAGAACUUUUUCUGUCUGAAACAAGAAAGAUCAAUCGAUCUGAAAAACAAAAAUCGGAGGCUUUAAACAACAUUGAAGGUGAAAUAAAAAAAAAGACAAAAGAUGAAUCUUAUUAUAUGUUUCUAGAGGACUCCGAUUCCUCUAUUGCUAGUGGCGAAAACACAAGCAGCACCAGUGAUUUAGAGACACUCCAGUACCUCAACAAUAAAGAUGCAAACUUUAAGAGCUUAAAUGCUUAUCCUACAGUAAAAAAAAUAUUCCUAAAAUAUAACACCUGUUUGCCCAGCUCUGCCCCUGUGGAGCGACUCUUUUCCUUUGGGGGCAUGAUCAUGAGGCCUCAUCGAAGGAAGAUGACUGACAAUAUGUUUGAGGAAUUACUUUUACUCAAAUCUCAACUAAAGCAUUAAAAUUAUGAGUCUCUAUUUUAAUACCUUCAUAUUUUGUCUUGUUACAUUUGCCUGAUCCUUGUUAUCAACGCGAUCUAUUCGAAAAUUGUUUUCUCGAACGAAUAAACUUAGAUAAGUUCAAUUAAA
This is a messenger RNA of Ostrinia nubilalis (European corn borer), 2526 nucleotides long. RefSeq lists its product as uncharacterized. NCBI's taxonomy places the organism in Eukaryota, Metazoa, Arthropoda, Insecta, Lepidoptera, Crambidae. Gene Ontology annotation, molecular function: protein dimerization activity; DNA binding. The record is from RefSeq and is a predicted model, not a curated record. The transcript is spliced from 3 exons. The coding region runs from base 388 to 2400 and encodes 670 amino acids.